CGCGAACGCAUUCUAACCUUUUUUAUACAUGCGACUGAUAUGUAGAUUGUUACAUAUGCAUCAAAUAUUGUAAAUAAACAAAUAAAUUGUAUUAAAUAAAAUAAUUAACAAUGUUCGAAGCACACAGUAUUAAUGCAGAGCAUAAAGAUUUAAUACAUGACAUUGCAUAUGAUUUUUAUGGAAAACGAAUGGCAACAUGUUCAAGUGAUCAAUUUGUAAAGGUGUGGGAUGAAGAUGAGCAUGAAAAUUGGCAUUUAACUGCUUCGUGGAAAGCACAUAGCGGAUCAGUUUGGAAAGUUACCUGGGCUCAUCCUGAAUUCGGUCAAGUUCUUGCUACAUGUUCUUUUGACCGUACUGCAGCUGUUUGGGAAGAAAUAGUUGAAGGAUCAGGAUCUGGAGAACGUGGUAUGCGUCAUUGGGUUAGGAGAACAAAUUUAGUAGAUUCUAGGACAUCUGUUACAGAUGUUAAAUUUGCUCCAAAGGUAUUAGGACUUUUGUUGAUCACUUGUAGUGCUGAUGGAGUAAUUAGAAUAUACGAAGCACCAGAUAUUAUGAAUUUAAGUCAAUGGACUUUGCAACAUGAUAUUAGUUGUAAACUUCCAUGUAGUUGUCUUUCAUGGAAUCCAUCGUUAUCAAGAUUACAUCCACCAAUGAUAGCAGUUGGAAGCGAUGAUACAAAUACAUCCAGUGGAGGAAAAGUUUUUAUAUAUGAAUAUUCUGAGGGUAGUAGACGAUGGACAAAAACUGAAACAUUAUCGAACAUUACUGACCCUGUUCAUGAUAUCGCAUUCGCACCCAAUUUAGGUAGAAGUUAUCAUACGUUAGCUGUAGCCACAAAGGAUGUAAGAAUAAUUAUAUUAAAACCGAUGCAGGAAAAUGCUCAAAAUGGUUUAUCACGUUUUGAGAUAACGACAGCUGCACAAUUUGAUGAUCAUUAUACCACUGUGUGGCACGUAUGCUGGAACAUUAUGGGAACUAUUUUAGCAAGUUCUGGGGAUGAUGGUUGCGUUAGAUUAUGGAAAGACAAUUAUAUUAACAAUUGGAAAUGUGUAGCUGUUUUAAAAGGAGAUGGCACUUCCGCUCAAAAUGCUGAAACUCCUGUCGCAGCUACUCCACCUAAUCAACCCACAGGAAUUCCACCACCUUCAACCGCAAAAUACUACAAACUGGGUUCCAUCAGUCAUCCAAAUCAAGUUGUAACGAUGGCCUCGAUCACAGCGGAGAAACCUACGACACUUAUUAUGUGCAGUAAUAAAUGGCAAGCACCUGUGAUAAAAGGUCGUUUUAGUAAAUCAGUUUGGUUGGGGAAUCCCGGUGAAUCAAAUUUACCACCACCUCCGUUCAUAGAACGUCCAAAGGUAAAAAAAUAAUUCUAUUCUUUUUAUAAUAACAAUUGGUAUAAAAAGAUAAGAAAUUUUGUU
Molecule: messenger RNA, 1421 nt
Organism: Polistes dominula (European paper wasp)
Lineage: Eukaryota; Metazoa; Arthropoda; Insecta; Hymenoptera; Vespidae
Gene: Nup44A
Product: nuclear pore complex protein Nup44A
Biological process (GO): cellular response to amino acid starvation; positive regulation of TORC1 signaling
Cellular component (GO): Seh1-associated complex; nuclear pore outer ring
Molecular function (GO): protein binding; structural molecule activity
Source: RefSeq, a predicted model, not a curated record